This is a messenger RNA of Sclerotinia borealis F-4128, 1236 nucleotides long. The record is from the annotation of a GenBank genome assembly. Lineage: Eukaryota; Fungi; Ascomycota; Leotiomycetes; Helotiales; Sclerotiniaceae.
AUGCGACUUGUGUCCAUCUACCUAUCUAUUAACAUACUCCUUCUAUCACCCCAGAAGGUGAUAUCCGCUCCCGUUUACCAAUAUGAUCGUGAACCUCAAGCCACUGAGGCGUUUGCAUCAAGAGACUAUUUUUAUGUUGGUGGCGAAUAUGUUACUAUUUCAACCAAUAAUACUAUAUUCGUUAAUCAGAUGUAUGUGGAACAUAUCGUUCCAAGCCGAAUCGAACAACCAUAUCCCAUUGUGUUUAUCCAUGGUCAAGGCAUGACCGGUACCAACUGGCUCAACAAACCCGAUGGAUCGCCUGGCUGGGCAUCGUAUUUCCUAACCAAGGGCUAUGAAAUUUAUAUCCUGGAUCAAACGGCAAGGGGCAGGAGUGCUUGGAACCCAAGUGGUAAUACAACAUUAACGACUUAUUCUGCGGAGAGGAUCAUGCAAAGAUUCACGGCGACAGAGAGGUAUAAGCUAUGGCCUCAAGCGACACUGCACACUCAGUGGCCUGGUAAUGGCUCAAUAGGCGACCCCAUCUUCGACGCCUUCUACGCCUCAAACGUCCAAUUCCAAUCCAAUCCCAUAAUACAACAAACCAACAUGCAAAAAGCAGGAGCGGCACUCCUCAAUCGGACUGGUCCGGCGGUGUUACUAAGUCAUUCGCAAGGCGGUCUUAUGUCUUGGGUCAUCGCGGAUGUAGUCCCGGAAUUGGUUAGAGCUAUUGUGUCGAUUGAGCCGACGGGUCCGCCGUUUCAAGAUGUGCUGUUUCCGACUAUGAUGAAGGGGGGGUUAGCGAGGGACUGGGGGAUUGCGGAUUUGCAGUUGGUGUAUGAACCGGAGUUGGGGGGAGGGAAGGUUUUGGAGAAGGUGUUGGUGAGGAAUGAAGGAGCGGGAGCGGGGGAGAGAGAUGGAGAUGGAGAUGGAGAUGGAGAUGGGGAAUUAGAAGUAGAAGUACGGGAGUGUUGGAUGCAGGUGAAGCCGCCGAGGAUCCUGAAGAAUUUGAGGGGAAUAAAGGUCUUGCUGGAGACGGGAGAUGCUAGUUUUCAUAUGCUCUAUGAUGGCUGUACGGUAAUGUAUUUGAGGCAGGCGGGGGUGGACGUGCAGUGGAUGAGGUUAGGUGAUGAGGGGAUUUAUGGGAAUGGUCAUAUGCAGUUUUUGGAGAAGAAUAGUGAUGAGAUUGCAGAGGUGUUGGAUGGGUGGACUAGGAGGGCUGUAGGGGGGACUUUGAAGAGGGGUGAGGUGAGAUAG